GCUGGGACUUGCAAUCUAAUGGAAAUUUACAAGUUUGUGAUUCCCUUUGCGCUGGCUCUGCUGCUGCGAUUUGAGUUUGGGUUACCAGAAAGACCUCUCAAUUCAUUGAAGGCCCUCUUCCGAGUUUUGCCGAUCAUCGUUCUUAUAGCUGUGGUGCAGGAGAAGCACCAUGGAAAUGAAUUCUCGCUUCGACUGUCCGCAGGGCUCAGCUUCUCUGCUGCAGGUGACCUGUGUUAUCUUUACAGACAACAAUACAUCAUCAUUGGGAUCAUCUGUUUCAGCAUUGCCUACUGCCUGUAUGCUCUGGCCUUCAAACUGAAGAAUGACAAUUUCCUCCUGGCAUGUUUGGCAUGCUUCAUAGUGAUUGUAGUUUAUCACUUUAUGACUCCCAAACUGCGUGGGCUACGGGGUCCUGCUGCAAUGGUUUACAUGACAACAGCCCUGCUAAUGAUCUGGAGGGCAAUGGCUUGGUAUAGAAAGUCACGGAAAUACAACAGCUUGGCUGCCCUUCUAGGGGCUACCCUACUUGUGGUGUCUGAAACUGUCCUUUCCACUCACAUAUUCCAGUUCCCUGUCCCUCAAAAUGAAUUAAUUGGGAGAUACCCCUAUUACUUAGGGCAGUUAUUCAUCGCUUUGGCUGCCCUUUCAUAAACAGAA
Molecule: messenger RNA, 657 nt
Organism: Rhincodon typus (whale shark)
Lineage: Eukaryota; Metazoa; Chordata; Chondrichthyes; Orectolobiformes; Rhincodontidae
Product: lysoplasmalogenase-like protein TMEM86A
Exons: 3
Coding region: 19-651 (210 amino acids)
Cellular component (GO): membrane
Source: RefSeq, a predicted model, not a curated record